Messenger RNA from Sinocyclocheilus grahami, 2723 nucleotides. RefSeq names its product acetyl-CoA carboxylase-like. The transcript is spliced from 12 exons. Gene Ontology annotation, cellular component: mitochondrion. Gene Ontology annotation, biological process: fatty acid biosynthetic process. The record is from RefSeq and is a predicted model, not a curated record. Gene Ontology annotation, molecular function: acetyl-CoA carboxylase activity. Lineage: Eukaryota; Metazoa; Chordata; Actinopteri; Cypriniformes; Cyprinidae. Bases 1 to 1548 code for a protein of 515 amino acids.
AUGUUCCAGGCCUAUGGAGAUAAGCAGGGUCCUCUUCAUGGCAUGCUCAUCAACACACCCUACGUCACUAAAGACCUCCUGCAGUCCAAACGCUUCCAGGCCCAGAGCCUCGGUACCACCUAUGUCUAUGACUUUCCAGAGAUGUUCCGUCAGGUGACAUGCAGGGCCAUUGGAAUUGGAGCAUAUCUGGUGAGACUGGGCCAAAGAACCAUACAGGUGGAGAACUCUCACAUCAUCCUGACUGGAGCUGGAGCUCUCAAUAAGGUUCUGGGUCGUGAAGUGUACACCUCCAAUAACCAGCUGGGUGGAGUACAGAUCAUGCACAAUAAUGGUGUCACACACACCACUGUAUCCUAUCGAUCGGCCAGUGGAGUUUGUUCCUACGAAGGCACCUUACGACCCACGCUGGAUGUUAGCAGGACGUCCCAGUCAGAGUUGGGCGGGAUCCCAACUGGAGUCGUUGCAGUGGAAACCCGAUCAGUGGAGCUGUCAAUCCCAGCAGACCCAGCGAAUUUGGACUCCGAAGCAAAGAUCAUCCAACAAGCAGGGCAAGUGUGGUUCCCCGACUCUGCCUUUAAGACUGCACAGGCCAUUAAAGACUUCAACAGAGAGGGGCUUCCACUUAUGGUGUUUGCCAACUGGAGGGGCUUCUCUGGAGGGAUGAAAGACAUGUAUGACCAGGUGCUGAAGUUUGGAGCAUAUAUAGUGGACGGGCUGAGAGAAUACAGCCAGCCAGUGUUUGUGUACAUCCCUCCGCAGGCAGAGCUCAGGGGAGGGUCAUGGGUCGUCAUAGACCCCACCAUCAACCUUCGCCACAUGGAGAUGUAUGCAGAUAAGGACAGCCGUGGUGGCGUGUUGGAGCCUGAAGGCACGGUGGAGAUCAAGUUCCGUAAAAAAGACCUGGUGAAGACCAUGAGGCGGGUGGACCCUGUAUACAUGGGGCUUGCAGAAAGAUUGGGCACCCCAGAAUUGAGUGUAUCUGAGCGUAAAGAGCUGGAGAGUAAACUGAAAGAGAGAGAAGAGUUCCUGCUGCCCAUAUAUCAUCAAGUAGCCGUGCAGUUUGCCGACCUUCAUGACACACCGGGCCGCAUGCAGGAGAAAGGAGUCAUCACCGAUGUCCUGGAGUGGCAGACAUCUCGACUGUUCUUCUACUGGCGCUUGCGGCGGUUAUUGCUGGAGGACACUGUUAAGAGGAAGAUCCAGUGUGCUAACAGUGAGCUGACGGACGGCCAGGUUCAGGCCAUGCUCCGCCGCUGGUUCGUGGAAGCAGAGGGAGCUGUGAAAGCUUAUCUGUGGGACAGUAAUGAGGAUGUUGUGGAGUGGUUGGAGAGGCAGCUGGCAGAGGAAGAGGGUGCCAGAUCUGUCAUCGAUGAGAAUAUCAAAUAUAUCCGCAGGGAUCACAUCCUCAAACAGAUCCGCAGCCUGGUUCAAGCUAACCCUGAAGUGGCCAUGGACUCCAUUGUUCACAUGACCCAGCACAUUUCCCCCACGCAGCGUGCUGAGGUGGUCCGCAUCCUGUCCACCAUGGACGCCCCUGCGUCAUCGUAGAGCCCUGUUUACACACAAUCAUCUCAGAGGCCUGAUGUUACUGGAAACUAGAACUAGAGGAGCCAACAUGGCAGUGUUGUGACUGACUUCACAUUGUUGGCUAUGAUUCUGAAAGUACGAGUUAUAACAGAUACUCGGUGUCAGAACUUAUGAAUGCACAUCAAUGCGCACCUUUAGAAACACUUAAGUAAAAAAAGGUACUAGUGUUGUCAUUUAGUUUUGCAGUCUAGUCAAGUGCACUUUGAGACUUAGAUUGAACAGAGACCAAUUGUAGAAACAAGCUUCCCAAAGCUGCUGUUAGAGGAUCUCUGUAUAAGGGAGAACAUUGCAACUUAAAAAUCAACUUUAAACUUUCUCCUACAACGGUUUGGUUAUAACACCCAUCCACACUGAGAGUAAGCGAUGUCAUAACUAGAUCACUCCUGCUUCGUGAGUGAUGUAGCUGUAUUUCGUCGCAUCAUUCGUUUUGUAGACAUGGUAUUAUUCUUCACAUACAGGAUGGUCGAUUGAGCCAUAUGACCACACUUGUGACUGCGCUCUUUUCAUUCCCUUGUGGCUUAACCAAAAAAUAAAUAAAUAAAAAAUGUGUAUCCACUGGUAUUGUACUUAUAAAUAUGUUUAUUUUUUAGCAUAGAUGAUAUAAUACAAAGAAGUCGUUAAUAACUUAUUAAACAAACAUGUCUAAGUCAUCAUCAAGUGCUGCACACUGUAGUUCAACAUAGUAGACUGUACUGUAAGUGCAUAACUGUAGAACAUGAUUGUUGUUACAACAUACAUAUUCUGCAAUGUCAGGAGUGCAGUGUAAAUAUAUAUACUAAAUGAAAACAAUGGAAGUGGCAAAGGAUACUUGAGAGGUGAAUGGAAUAUUAUACACAAUUUAAACUGGCAGUCAUGAUGCUCCGUUGUAUCCUCACUCUCAUUGGAAUCAUGAUGGUUGUUGCCACUCCAGUGCUAGCACUUGACCCAAUGAAAGGUGAAAAUUGUCAGAUUUGUUGACAUGCUGUGACCCAUCGUGUGCUGGAUUGUCUCAUGCGUCUGUAAGUGUUGCUAAGCGUGUUACUGAAGAGCUCAGAAGCUCUCUCUCUUGUCAAAAUGGAGGAUUUCCUGUUUACUGUGGCAAGCUGUAAUUGCCUCUAAAAAAUUACUAAAUAAAAUCAAAUUCUUACGUUAAAUUC